This is a messenger RNA of Paramacrobiotus metropolitanus, 1948 nucleotides long. RefSeq names its product serine/threonine-protein kinase Doa-like. NCBI's taxonomy places the organism in Eukaryota, Metazoa, Tardigrada, Eutardigrada, Parachela, Macrobiotidae. Gene Ontology annotation, cellular component: nucleus. The transcript is spliced from 5 exons. Gene Ontology annotation, biological process: protein phosphorylation. The coding region runs from base 152 to 1609 and encodes 485 amino acids. The record is from RefSeq and is a predicted model, not a curated record. Gene Ontology annotation, molecular function: ATP binding; protein kinase activity.
CUCUCUUCCAGUUCUUCCAUUCUUCCUUUUCGUAUUUUGUUCACUUUGAUUUCUUCUUCCACACCAUGUCCCACAUUUGAAACGGCACUUUCUUUUGCUUUUUUGAAAGUGUUUUUAGUAAUAAUUUUUUUGCAUUUCUGGAUCCUCCAUCAUGCCGCCGGGUAAGCGCACUCGCGAGGCAUCUCCUGCUUCGUACGCUGAUCAGAACCUAUUUCCAAGCGCCACCUCUACUAUCAGCGGUGGCAGCGAUGCGAAAAAGAACAAGAAACCUCGCCAUACACUCUCAUCCGAUAUCAUCAGUUCAGCGCCUGCCAAAACACGUCCUGUUCAGGGAAACAAAUCCCGACUGACUGACUCGUCCCAGCAGACAGCCGACUGUCCCUGCGGAAACUGCUACCUACCUGUUGCGUAUGAGGUGUCCAAGACCAGCGCCGCUUCCUGCACCACGUGCAGCAGCAAUCCAUAUCAUUCCGACUACACAGUGGGAUGUAAACCGACACACCACUAUUUGUCGCCACAUCGCCUUGCAGUCAAUCGAGAUAGCCAUCUGGUUAUUUCACCCAACGAUGUUCUGAAAAAGCGCUACCAUGUGCUGAAAAUUCUGGGCAAAGGAACAUUUGGGCGUGUGUACUGCGUCAGGGACAUGAAAAGCGCGACGAUGAAGGAGAAACAGCUGGCUUUGAAAAUUACACAGUGUACGGACGAUGCCCAACAGGAUGCCGAAUACGAAAUUAACGUGCUAAAAGAGCUUUUAAAGUUGGAUCCGGAAGCGCGACAUCUGUUUGUGCGCAUGUUCGACAGUUUCACCUACCAUGGGCAUCCGUGUAUGGUGAUGGAGAAGCUGGGAUGCAGCUUGUACACCUUCCUGCAGUCCAACGAUUAUCAGCCAUUUCCUUUCGAUCAGCUGCGCAUCGUGGCCUAUCAGCUGUGUUAUGCCGUCAACUUCUUGCACGUGAAUAACAUAAUUCAUACCGACCUGAAGACCGAUAAUGUGGUGUUGGCUGUUGAGCCGCGGGAAAUUUUUCGUGGUGAGAAAGUCCAGUCGUUGAAGUCACUGGAAAGCACCGAUAUCCGCAUCAUCGACUUCGGUUCGGCAAUUUUCGAGCACGAAUACCACGGCACUUCUGUGACCACACGGCAGUAUCGCGCGCCGGAAAUAACCUUGCAAUUGGGAUGGUCGUAUCCGAUUGACGUGUGGAGCGUGGGCAUGAUUUUAUUCGAGCUGUACACUGGAACGUCCAUGUUCGAAAGAGCACGGAACACUCGAGUUCAGUUGGCAAUGAUGGAGAGAGUGUUGGGAAAAAUUCCGGGUGACAUGUAUCGUCGAGGAGAGAAGAAAACCGUGUACGCAAAAAAUGGCCGCCUUAGCUACGAUAAGCGGUGUUCAGAGUGGCAAGAGCAUCGACGUUACUGUAAACCGCUGGCGGAUUGCAUGCGUGAUCAAAAUUUGGAUACGGUGCAGUUUUUCGAUCUCUUGUCGAACAUGUUGCGAUUUGAACAGGACGAGCGCAUCACUUUACAACAGGCCCUGGAUCACAAGUAUUUCAGUGCGCUGAGACCGGUCCAAAAGCUUCAUAUGCGUGAGAAGUUGCAAAGAGGCAGAAAAUAACGUUUGGGAUAACGUCGUUAAAAAAUGGCCGUCGGACUACGAAGAUUGCAGAAAUUUGUUUUAGUAGUUGUAACAUGGGUGUGUAGUAAUAGAUGUUAUUACGUGAUUUUAUUUGUCUUAGACAUGAUUUAGUUUUGUUUUGAACUCGUUUUUAGAUAGACAUUAUUAUUUUUCUCCUUUAAUGUUAACGGUAUUAGAUAAUUUUGUGCUGUGUAUUUAGAUGGGUGGGUACGCAAGUGUGCGACUUAAGAUAGGUAAUAGAUCUUUUGUUUUCCUUGGUUUGUGUACUGUAUAUCGCCGUUUUCGUAAAAGUUACCGGUAACAAAACAGCAGUCACGC